Molecule: messenger RNA, 1644 nt
Organism: Effrenium voratum
Lineage: Eukaryota; Dinophyceae; Suessiales; Symbiodiniaceae
Source: the annotation of a GenBank genome assembly
UGCAGGAGGGAGAUGGAAGCGAAAGUGAAAAACUUGCUCAAGAGGCUUCGGACAAAAAACGCAGAGAGGAGACGACAUGAACUGGUGACCAAACUGUGGGGAUGGUCUGCAGCUGCGUCGUUCGACUAACAUGAUUUGUGGCUGGGAGUAAACUGCAUGACUGUUUGAGUGCGUCUUGGAAGGAAGUUGUAUAGACACACACACACACACGUGUGUCGUAAUAUUAUUAUUGGAGAGGGUUUUGGUCACCUUCAAAGAUCGUCGUUUUCGCUGGUGCUUGAGGUGCUGAGUCUGUGGCAGAGCUGCGGAGACAAGGUCGGUGUGGCAGUGGGCUGGCACCUUCUGUCUGCCGCGCGUUCGCUGAGUGGACAAGGCAACCUCAUGGAGCCUCUGACCAAAGCCUUGGACUUGUACCGGGAGGAAAGGUGGAGGAGAUACGAGGCGACAGUGCUUUACAACCUGUCGGAGCGGCAGCGCUUCGAGCCUCAUGGAGGAGCCGUGGCACAGAGGACAGCAGAAGAGGCCGUCAGCAUUUGGCGGGAGCUGGGCAACUUCAAGGGCGAGGCGACGGCCAUGACGGCGGUGGCGAAAGCCAUGAUCACCAGGGGUCUCCGAGAAGAUGCCUUGCAGCUUGUCCGGGGACGGAUGCGAGAGCUGCAAGAAGACAAGCCAGCGCUGGCUCAGCUGGGAUACGGCUGCAUCCCUGUCCUGCAGGAGUGUGGUGCCCACGACGAUGCAUUGGCAGUUGCAGAGGAGGUCUUAGCCAUCAACCGGGAGCUUGGCAACAGGCAUGAGGAGGCUUGGACGCUGAAGAACCUUUCUGAGGUGCGCAGAGACAUGGGACUCUUCCAGGAAGCGUUAGAUUGCGCACAGGAGGCCCAAGCCGUCUUCCAAGAGCUGGGCGAUGAGAUGGGCGAGGAAGAGGCGAAGAAAGUCCUCUCCCACAUCUACACCGCAAAGCGAGAGGCGCACAAGUCACCUCAUCGUCAACGAGCGUUGGAUUUGUUGGGCCAGUUUGCUAGUUGCGUGGCCCAGAAGGAUAGUGAAGGCUUUCAACGGGCGCUGACGCAGCUUCGGCUGUACCAGGGCGUGGAUGGGCAAGAUGUUGCUGCCAGUCUCGGAAGUCUCAUGGAGGACCCCGAAACCUACAGGUGGUACGUUGAGGCAUCCGCGGAUUAUUUUCAGGUCACAUUUGAGGAGGCCGAGUCCAUGGUAGGCCGUGCGCCGAUGAAUCCGACGCAGCGCGCGGCGAACCUUGACUCUCGUGGUGUGAAAGGCGGAGGCAUUUACGUCAUGUUCCGCUUCAGUGGAAUGGGGUACGGUCCAAGCUUUCGGCCUGUUCAGCAGGCAUACCGGCAGGGGAGACCCUAUGAAGCCUCACAAGGCCCUGCCCCUGCGGCCCUUUGUGUUCUGCGGGAUGAGACUGCAGAAGAAUGGGAGCGUGUGGCGGUGAUGCAGGCGCAUGCUGGAGUACUUGAUGGUGCUUUGCAAGGAUCUGCUUUUUACUACCAAAGCUUCUUGCAGCCUAUUAUCGACAUGCGAGAGUCUGGCCGGUCGCAAGUCAAGGCGUCCUAGUCACUGGCUGGUGGUCCAGAUAGGCGCGAGAUGAGGCCAAAGAUGCCCCAACCUGGGACGCAUUGUGGC